AUCUUUUGGACUUAAUAUAUUAUACUUCGAAACCUACAAUCCCUGGGCUAUUUGAUCCCUGCCUUCCACCAUGGCCGGCCGCAGUCAAGAUGUACUGACGAAAGUGUCUACGGAAGCGGCCACCGAGUUCGUCCACUCGUUCUACCCCGCGCUCCAAAAUAAUCGCGCGGCGAUCGCCUCCUUCUACAGCAAGCCUACGGCAACGAUCCUAUUCAAUGGGAACCCCGUAGCAGACGGGGCGGCUGUGCAAGAGAUCUUCGUCAAUCAAAUGCCCCCGGCACAUUAUGAGUUCCAGUCGUUCGACUGCCAAAUCCUCAACCCGACGUACCCGACCCCGACGCCAACUGGGGUCAAACUGCCGAACCAGCUGUCCGUCAAGGAUAUGUCGAUUCUCGUCAUCGUCAGUGGACAUGUGCGAUACGGCGAAUCGAGAGACCUCCCGCAGCGCGGAUUCAGCGAAACUUUCAUCCUGGUGCCUAACCCAACCUCCGAUGCUCCGAAAGGACGGCGCAAGAGGGAGUGGCUUAUCCAGACGCAAAACUUUCGACUGGUUGUUUAAGUGAUACCAUUAUGAUAGGAAUCGUACGCUGUUAUGAAUAAUGGUCACGGUUUUGGAUAAAAUACAAGAUGGACAACAUCGGUGCAGGGUAUUCACAAGUUCACAUAACUCGCUUGGUUCAUCAACGGACCGAGGAGGGAAAAGAGAAAAAAGGAGGGAGAAGUUUUGAAACAGCACGCUUCUUGGAAAGUGCAUGACUUGGGAGACAGCGCCGUGAAGCGCCAGAAGGGAUUGUGCCAGGAUUGGCCGGAGAGACGAGCAUCAGGUAGAUGUGUUUCGCGGUAUACGCAGGUUGGCUUUCACUCGCUCGAGCAGUUCAUCGCGUGUGGCUUUCCCGUCCGGCAUCAGACCUCUCUGGAAUCCUAUUAGGUGACUUGUUGAUGGGGAUGGGGAGUUGAGGUAAGACCGGGGGUGGGACAUACCGCGCGCAACCAACGACGCAUCUCAUCGACCGUCCACUGCUCAGGGUCU
Aspergillus campestris IBT 28561 is the source of this 1030-nucleotide messenger RNA. Its product is annotated as putative nuclear transport factor 2 domain protein. The record is from RefSeq and is a predicted model, not a curated record. Bases 71 to 559 code for a protein of 162 amino acids. Lineage: Eukaryota; Fungi; Ascomycota; Eurotiomycetes; Eurotiales; Aspergillaceae. The transcript has 2 exons. Gene Ontology annotation, cellular component: nuclear pore central transport channel. Gene Ontology annotation, biological process: protein import into nucleus.